Molecule: messenger RNA, 2862 nt
Organism: Cuscuta europaea
Lineage: Eukaryota; Viridiplantae; Streptophyta; Magnoliopsida; Solanales; Convolvulaceae
Source: the annotation of a GenBank genome assembly
UAUGGUGAUAACUUUAAAACUAGAAUCUUUUGUAACCUUUAAAAUUUAUUGAACAGAUUCAGGAGAAUCUUUCUCCGUGCUCUGUAGACUGUAGUGUGUAUUGCCGAUGUAUUUUGGAGUGGCGGGAGUCAUGCACACAAACGCCUUCCCUCUUCCGGCGCCGCUCAGAUCGUAACGCUCUCUCCUUUGCCGGAAAGCUUCAGAUACCGGCCUCGUCCGUAUCACCACCGCCGCCACAAACUUUUCCUUUUCCGUUGCUUUCUUUUUAUAUCUAUUUAUUUAAGACGACUCUAUUCAUUAAAAAAAGAUGUUUUUAAUAUUCUAUUGUAUCCUUUUUCAUUCCCGAAAAUUAUAAGCUUUUUUCUGGUGACCAAAUUUCGCUUCCCGGGACAUUUUUUUAAAUUCGUUUAAUUGAUCUGAUCUUAUUCCCGGUGAUUUUCACCAACCGCCGAAGAGAGCUCUGUUUUCCCUGCAAUUUCGGAGAUCUCAGUUUGACAUAUCCUUUCAGUCCUUUUCUCGUGAUUGGAGAGGUUUGGGUGGGGUUUGGAGUCGUGAAUCUCCAGCGAGCUGCAUUGGUGUUUGGUGUUUCACAGAGGCAUUGAAAAAAGUUGUUCUCAAUCAUAAUGGAUAAGAAGAAGUACCCGAUAGGACCGGAGCAUUAUACUCUGUAUGAGGAGGUCGGCAAUGGAGGCAGCGCAUCUGUUAGUCGGGCUCUUUGUGAACCCUUAAACGAGAUUGUAGCUAUCAAAAUCCUCGAUUUUGAACGUGACAACUGCGAUCUGAGUAAUGUCUUCAGGGAGGCACAGACAAUGAUCUUAGUAGACCAUCCCAAUGUUCUGAAAUCUCAUUGCUCUUUUGUCAGUGAUCACAAUUUGUGGGUUGUCAUGCCAUAUAUGGCUGGGGGUUCCUGCCUUCACAUAUUGAAGGCCGCUCAUCCAGAUGGUUUUGAAGAAGUUGUCAUUGCCACUAUAUUGCGAGAAGUGUUAAAGGGCUUAGAUUAUCUUCAUGAUCAUGGUCAUAUUCAUCGUGACGUGAAAGCUGGAAACAUUCUAAUAGAUGCACAGAGUGGAAUUAAGCUUGGAGAUUUUGGUGUCUCUGCUUGCUUAUUUGAUUCUGGUGACAGAACGCUUAUGAGAAACACAUUUGUUGGUACUCCUUGUUGGAUGGCACCCGAGGUUAUGGAGCAAUUGCAUGGCUACAAUUUCAAGGCAGAUAUUUGGUCUUUUGGUAUAACUGCUUUGGAGCUUGCCCAUGGCCAUGCACCUUUUUCAAAGUAUCCUCCAAUGAAGGUACUGUUGAUGACAUUGCAAAAUGCACCUCCUGGUCUUGAUUAUGAAAGAGACAAGAAGUUCUCCAAGUCAUUUAAGCAGAUGAUUGCUAGUUGCUUGGUAAAAGAUCCUUCAAAAAGGCCCACGGCUAAAAAGUUGCUAAAACAUGCUUUCUUCAAGCAAGCUCGAUCAAAUGAUUAUAUAGCAAGAACAUUACUGGAGGGCUUGCCAGCUCUGGGUGAUCGACUUGCAGCUUUGAAGAGGAAAGAAGAAGACAUGAUGGCACAACAGAAGAUACCAGAUGGGCAGAAAGAAGAAAUGUCUCAGAAUGAGUAUAAGCGGGGUAUAAGCAGCUGGAACUUCAACCUAGAUGAUCUAAAGGCUCAGGCUUCUUUGAUUCCAGAAGAGGAGGUUAUUGCUGAAAAGGAUCCUGGUGGGGACUCAAAUUUACAGGUGGGGCCUGGCAUUCCUGGAAAAAAACUUCAUAGUCAGCUCUCUCCGGCUAACCGAACUCCAAAACUUCUACAUCAGUUUUCAUUUUUAAGUCAAAAUUCAGAUACCGAAAUUGACGGUAACAAUCAAUCUGCUCCUCUUUCACCCGCUAACACUAUGUCAGCCCCUUGUAACAUGGAUAAAUGUGAAAUAUCAGAUGAUAAUGAUAUUAACACUACCAGUGAAAUUUAUGACCGCCAAACUUCACGAGGUUGUUCUGCUUCCCGCACUCACAUUGAAAAACAUUUACUUGGAAAAGCUGAAUUUGAAAUUGAUGCGAAGUUCUCAAAUGGCUCACCUGGAAGUUCAAGGCAAAGGGAUAAAAUUCCACCUCAAAACAUGUCAGCUUCAAAUGGAGUUUCUCCUCCUCAAAUAGUUGAUGAUAUGCCAGCUGAAGCCAGUAAUAAGCCUUUGAUAACAUCUGGAAAGAAUGAAGAUUUAAAUGAGAAGACAAAAGGCCACAUUGUUCAACAAAAAGGACGUUUCAAAGUCAUGUCUGACAACACUGACUUGGAGAUGGCUGCUCCAGCUCCAGUACUACAGAAAAGCCACAGCAUGGCGGUGAUCCCUCAACAUCCACCCAUGUCUCACUCACCGUCGACAGAUGCAAUAUUACCAAAUCAUCAUUCACAUGCAUUUCUCCCGCUAUUGCAAAAUAUGUUGCAAGCUAAUAUUGUUGAAAGGGAAAAUAUUCUUAACCUAAUGAGGCAAUCCUCUGCUGGAGGCACAACAGUGGCUGGCACAGGCGUUUCAUUGGACGUGUUAUCAGCAGAGAAAUCAUUGUUGGAGUCAGCUCAUGACAGGGAGAAGGAAUUGUUACAUGAGAUAUGUGAUUUGCAACAGAGGCUUGGACGAGCACAAGAGGAGCUUCAGAAGUACAAAACCAAAAUUACAUAACAUUAAUUAACUCAACUCUAGUUCAAGGAAGUAUACUAUGCCAAGCAGUGUUUCAUUUUCAAAAAAAUAUAUUCCUUUGGGGCGUGGCGGGAGCUGCUUUUAUUUUCUUUCUUUUUCUUUGCACUUCAUUUUUAUCUCCAACUGGUGAUGAGAUGGCUUUUUACAUCAUCUCAGCCCAUUUUUUGCUAGAAUUAUUAGAUUGCAU